GUGUGUAUAAAUGGAGGCCAGUGGGCAUGGACAGUCCCACAGUUUGCACUGUGCUUGAUCAUCAACACCCGGAGAGCCUGCAGCCAUGGCGUUUAACGGCACCUGGAAGGUCGACCGCAGCGAGAACUAUGACAAGUUCAUGGAGCAGAUGGGUGUCAACAUUAUGAAACGCAAGCUGGCUGAACACGACAACCUGAAGGUCACCAUCGAGCAGACCGGGGACAAGUUCCACAUCAAGGAGUCCAGCACUUUCCGCACCAAAGACAUCGACUUCACCCUGGGCGUCCAGUUCGAUUACAGCCUGGCCGACGGCACCGAAGUCUCAGGUGCAUGGGAGAUGGAGGGUGACAUGCUGAAAGGCAAGUUCACCAGGAAAGACAACAGCAAGGUUCUGACCACCACGAGAACUCUGGUGGGAGAAGAGCUUGUGCAGACCUACAACUACGAAGGGGUGGACGCCAAGAGGAUUUUCAAGAAGCAGUAACCUGGAUCGUGGAGUUUAUAUUUUGAUUUUUUUAUAUAGAUGACACAAUGUUUUUUUUUUUUUUUCUAACAAUAGGACAUUGAAAAGUGCAUUCAAAAGAUAUUUUAUUACACGUACCUCAUAAGAAUGAUCGUAAUGAUGCUGUGCUGCAACUGAUUCUGUGAGACGAUGCUGGGAGGAGAGCGGGAAACCGUGACGUGGCCAGACAUUAGCCCACCAUCAUCCGGCUCCCAGGGCCCAGACAGGUCACCUGAAAAAGUUUUCUGUCAGUGUAAAGCAAGAGAGAAGAACUCACCGAACCGCAACUACCCUUUUUAUGUCCUUAAGGGAGCUAAAGAUGAAUUAUAUGGAGCUGAGUAAGCAAAUGGAUGAAAUAAGAGCAGAAAGCCAGCGAGAGUCAAGACAGCAUUACAGAAAUGUCCAAAGACUCGGUUAAUGGUCGGUUAAUUUGAACUGCAUUAAUCAUACUCUCUUCUCUUCUCUUUGGUUUUUAUCUACCCAUUAAAGCAGCUUUUAUUGUGUCUGAA
Cololabis saira (Pacific saury) is the source of this 1011-nucleotide messenger RNA. Its product is annotated as fatty acid-binding protein, intestinal-like. NCBI's taxonomy places the organism in Eukaryota, Metazoa, Chordata, Actinopteri, Beloniformes, Belonidae. The record is from RefSeq and is a predicted model, not a curated record. Gene Ontology annotation, cellular component: cytosol; nucleus. Gene Ontology annotation, molecular function: fatty acid binding. Gene Ontology annotation, biological process: fatty acid transport. The transcript is spliced from 4 exons. The coding region runs from base 86 to 484 and encodes 132 amino acids.